This is a messenger RNA of Cariama cristata (Red-legged seriema), 1087 nucleotides long. Its product is annotated as ras-related C3 botulinum toxin substrate 3. Gene Ontology annotation, cellular component: plasma membrane; cytoplasmic vesicle; cell cortex. The coding region runs from base 56 to 502 and encodes 148 amino acids. The transcript is spliced from 4 exons. Gene Ontology annotation, molecular function: GTP binding; protein kinase binding; GTPase activity. NCBI's taxonomy places the organism in Eukaryota, Metazoa, Chordata, Aves, Cariamiformes, Cariamidae. The record is from RefSeq and is a predicted model, not a curated record. Gene Ontology annotation, biological process: cortical cytoskeleton organization; regulation of cell shape; establishment or maintenance of cell polarity.
UGUCGCUGAUGGGGGACUCUUCCUUGGCAGGUUUGAUAACUAUUCUGCCAAUGUCAUGGUAGACGGAAAGCCAGUGAACCUAGGCCUGUGGGAUACAGCAGGGCAAGAGGAUUAUGACCGACUGCGGCCUCUUUCCUAUCCACAGACGGACGUUUUCUUGAUCUGCUUCUCCCUUGUGAGUCCAGCCUCCUUUGAGAAUGUCAGAGCCAAGUGGUACCCUGAGGUCCGGCACCAUUGCCCAAAUACACCUAUCAUCCUGGUGGGCACCAAGCUGGACUUGAGGGAUGAUAAGGACACCAUUGAAAGGUUACGUGAUAAAAAACUGGCCCCCAUCACCUACCCCCAAGGUUUGGCCAUGGCUCGGGAGAUUGGGUCGGUAAAGUACCUCGAGUGCUCCGCCCUGACGCAGCGGGGCUUGAAGACGGUGUUUGAUGAAGCCAUCCGGGCUGUCCUCUGCCCACCGCCUGUGAAGAAACCCGGCAAAAAGUGUACCGUGUUUUGAGGGCUGUGGCCUGGGUGCUGGCUCAGCAUGUUGUCAUCCUCUGACAGAUUGCAUAUUAGCUGGGUGUUUCUGGAAGGGGCUGGGAUGUGUAGGGCCCUUCAUCAUGUACGAAGUCAGUGUUUUUUAAAUGUCUCUUUGAUUUAACGUCAGUGUUGAUGUGAAGGGGCAGUGGGGGCAGGAGACUAGCUGGGAGCUGUACAGCCCCCAGGGGAGGUACAAUGGGGAAGGCAAGGUAGCUCCUUGGGGCAACAGGCUGUUUUGGAUCUCCUGAACUCCAAGCUGAAAGGGCUGAGACAUCUGUCCUGUCCUGGAAACACCUGGCUUCAACCUGCAGGUGAAACAGGUGGUGAAGAUCCUUGUGGGAGUGGGGAGGGAGCCCAUACGAAUAGUGCUGAAUGACAAGAGCAGCUGGGAGAGUGGCAGGGUCUCCUUGCCCAGCCUACUGUGGCUAACAGUUAACAAAUUGGUGCUCUAGCAGAUAUGUGCCUGAGACUGUUAAAGAAAUCAUAACCAGCCAUGGAAGGGGUUGAAGUAAGUGAGAUAUGAAGCUGAAGAACUAAUCAUUAGGUGCUUUAUUGGGUACUA